CCAAGCAGCCGGCCAGACCUCUGUCUUAUUUUCUACUCUGUCCAUAUCAUUUGAGUUUUCCAUGCGUUUCUACCUCAGCCUCUGAAGCUUUUACCGAGUGCCCCAGGUGAGGGUCCAAGUCUCUAUCCACGACUGCAGAAAUUACCUGGGACUUUUUGACAAUUAUUCCUUUUUUGCUACAUUCUUGGAGUUGCCGGUGUGGCUGUUUCUGCGCGCGAUUGAGAGAGGAAGCCUAGUGUUGCUCUUUGCCCUGGGGGUCUGUGUACACCGUUGACCAGAGGAGAAGACUACCUGUCACCAUGGUGAACGUUCAGCUGCUGUUCCUGCUGGCCCUGGCCGGCCCCUUCUGUGCCAUCGCACGCGCAAGCACACUGGUGUCACCAACAGGCCCAGAGCAUGUGACAGAUGCCACUGACGCCCUCGGACAAGGUGCCACCAUCACAGGUGCGCCGCAAGCUGAAACUAUAACUGCAGUUGAUGAGGUCAUGACGGAAAUCGCUCCCACCACAGAAGCUGACACAGAAGUUGCCCCAAAAACUGCCACAGAACCAGCCCCUGAAGCUACUGAAGCUAUUGCCAUGACGAGUGAAGCCCCCGUUGCUCCUACCGACAACACAGAGCAGGAGAUGCCCACAACAAAGAUCCCUGACAUUGUGAAGGAACCCACGGUAGAGAUCAAACACGAGGAGGAGGUGGAGGUAGAAGAGCCAGAGGAGGGCAUUGGCUCUGGACAAGUGGCUGGUAUUGUGAUUGGUGCAUUGGUGGCAGUGAUUAUCGUUAUUGCCGUGGUGAUCGUUGUGGUGAGAAGAAUGGGCAAAUACUCCCCUUGAGGAGAAAAGCUGCAAGACAGGAAUUCUUCAAAAAGUUCUGUCAAUUCUGAACUACUGAACUAUGCUAUUUCCUGUUAUUAAACAAGCAUGCUACCAGCCCUCUACCAUAACCAGGAUCUUGGACUGUUGCCAAGAGGAGAGGGAGGUGUGUGGGUGAGGAUGUUUGACAACCUCCCCAUUUCUCCCCAAAACCCGGACAGAGCCAUUGAUAUCAACGAUCCUGCGAAACCACACAGCAACCCCCCCACACCAACAACCAAAUGGAGAAAGAUGCGACGCACAGGAUGUCACAGUGAAUUGUAGGGUCUUUCGUAUGCUUUCAUUAAAAGAAAGGAUGUAAGGGAUUUUCUCAUUUGCUCUCUUAUGCAGAGGUGUGUAAAUUAACUCAGAUUUGCAUUUUAGGUUGAUGACAAAUAAAACAAACCAAAAAAAGAUCACAAAAAAAACAAAAAAAUAACAAUAAGAGUGGAAAUAUAUAUAAAAAACAAAAAAAGGUGAAUUCAAUAAGGUGUAUAUACCAUGCAAACUGGCUUCAGUUAUUACUUUAUCAUGUGUUGCAUUUGCUCAUAAUGGAAAUCAUUCUAUGGUACAUUGCAAGGCAGCCUUGGGAUAUUGUUGUCAAUGGACCUAACUGUAAAACCAACCUCAUAGUAUUUCCUCACCUUAACACCUAUUACCAAUACUUCACAACCAAAAUGUUCAAGAACCACAGUAACUGAGGCAGUUUUAGCAGAAUUGUGUUCAUGUUCUGAAGGCUAACGAGAGGCUAAUGAAAAUAUACCUCAUUUGCAAGUGUAACGUGACAUUCUACCAGCUUUAACACUGACAUAAAAACCUAAUACGUAUCUGUGAAAUUUAGCAAAGGGGUUUGUGCCACUGUCUCUGGUAUUCCCUAGAUAGUUUGGAGAUUUUACUUUUGAAGCGCAUUAAUUUACAUUUACUGUACUUUAUCUGCCACCCAUUCCAAUAAGACAACUAUAAGUUGUAAGGUGGUCACUAGCUCAAAUUCUGCUAUCAUUGUCCUUUACAAAGUUUCCACCUUAGUGUAACUGGAUGAAGUGUACCACAAAAAGAAACACAGCCCCCCCCCCCCCAAAUGAAUGCAUGCACAGGAUGUUUUGACUUUUUGGUUGUAAUUAGUUUUAGGUGCACAGUUUUGACAGCAAUGUCCAUAUUUUCUUUAUAAUCGUAAGUGGUCAUUAUUGGGUGUAAAAAUAAUUUUAUUUCAGCUUAGCUCUGCUUGCUUUAACAACUCAGUUAUUAAGUGCACUGAAUGAGUGAUGGUUAUAAUUUAAUGAAUUCGCUUUAGACACCGCAAACAUUUGCAACAAAAAAAUUCAGCUUGUGCUUUGUUAUCAACUCUAUGUCUUUAAUUUCACUGUCGGAUUUGUUUGAAUCCUUUUAUUUAAUUGCAGUGUUUUGUUAAUAAUGUUUCAAUAAAAAAAAUGAAAACACUCCA
This is a messenger RNA of Esox lucius (northern pike), 2289 nucleotides long. RefSeq lists its product as uncharacterized. Lineage: Eukaryota; Metazoa; Chordata; Actinopteri; Esociformes; Esocidae. The record is from RefSeq and is a predicted model, not a curated record. The coding region runs from base 300 to 830 and encodes 176 amino acids. The transcript has 4 exons.